Molecule: messenger RNA, 732 nt
Organism: Drosophila ananassae
Lineage: Eukaryota; Metazoa; Arthropoda; Insecta; Diptera; Drosophilidae
Exons: 2
Source: RefSeq, a predicted model, not a curated record
AUGUCUGGCGACGGCCAAUGGCGGCGUUGCACAUUUCCAGGCCUCCAGGCCGACGGUGCACAAGUGCCCCUACAAUCGGAGGCCGGCAGGCGCAAACGCGGCUCGAAGGAGCAGCCGUCGAAGGCUUCGAGUUCUGACUUACCUCUUGCCAUAGUGUCGAUUACUGAGGAUACUUUGGCUUGGUGGCCUAUCUUUAUAGGCUUAGCAGGUUUUCCAAGUCCCUUGGUAAAUAUGACUUGAAAUAUGUUUUGCGUUCUUCUAACGAUAUAAUUGCAGAUGGGAACAAUAAUAAUGCGGGAUAGUGCGUGUGGAAACUAUAAUCGAAGUUACCUAUCCAACGUGACAAUGCUAGUAAAAAAUGGAAGAGUGUUCUUGGAGUUUUACCUAAUAAAAGACCUGGUUCCGGGGGUUAUGAUGGAAAUGGAAUUCCUCAUAAGAAUGCAGAAUUCCAUGAAGUACCAGAAGAUUUUUCAGUACUCCCUUGACAUGUGCAAUAUGUUGGCUUUAAAAAGGAACAACAUGUUUAAGAGAUGGUUUGCUACAUUUUUCAAUUCGGGAAAUUUUAAGAAGAAGUGCCCUGUAGAGCCAAACUGCUACUAUUUGAGGAACUAUAACUACAACACACUCUUUAUCCCAAAGUUUCUGUAUGCGGGCAAAUAUCAAGUGAAGUUUACAAUGAACCAGUUUAAGGAUUUCGUGCUGGCCUGUUCUUUCGAAGUAGAAAUAAAGUAA